CUAGAACACUUAACAAAUUCAAAUGAAAUCAAAUUCAUAAUAAAUAAAUUAAUUAACAAUGCGUGGAGUACGUUCUUAGAGUCCAUAACCUACAUAAUAGUAAAUUGAUAAACUUAAGUUGGCUUAAACAGCAAUCAAAAAACGAACAUCAAAACCUAAUUUCUUCACAACUUACAGAAUCCAUAUAAUAAUCUCAAGUUGUAUAAAUUAUUAUAAUAGUAAUUAUUGGAAUAAUCAUAAUUGCUGUAUUAUCAUUUACAAAAUAAAUAAAAGAGUAUAUUAUAAUAAAUGAAUCAGAAAUCAAUUCACAUAAUUCUUAAGGAUAUCCUUAUACUUUAGGAUCAAAUGAUUUCUUUUAAGUAUAUUAAUUGUAUUAUUAUUAGAAUGUAACAUUAAUGCAAGCAAAAACAUUAUUUAAGAAUGAUUUCACAUAAUAAAUAAAUGUAGAAAAAUGUAAAAUACCAAUAAAUUAUGAAAUUCCUAUAAAUUUUAAUUUUAAGGAAUCUAAUCCAGAAUGUUCACAUAAUAUAUAUAAUCAAGGAAAUUGUUCAUCAUCAUAUUCUAUUGCUGUUUCAUCAGCAUUUUCAGAUAGAAUCUGUAAAAUGAACUAAACUUAAUAAUAAUUAUCAGCUUAAAAUUUAUUAUCUUGUGAUGGUAAAUUGAAUUAAGGAUGCAAUGGAGGACAUAUUACAAGAUCUGCAGAAUAUAUAAUAAAGCAUGGAUUGACUACUAAUGAAUGUCAUCCUUUUAGAGGAGAUGACAAUUUCUAAGAAUGUACUAAAGCAUUAGAUAAAUGUUAGAGAUUCAAAGCUUCUUCAUUUUGUUAAUUAUAAAAUAAAGAUGUAUACACAUUAAAUAUUUUUAGGAUAUAAAACGAGAUAUUAUUAAUAGAGGUCCUGUUGUUGCAAUUAUGUAAGUUUACAAAGAUUUUCUGGUUUAUAAAGAUGGAGUUUAUUAGGUACUUGAAGGAACACCUAGAUUUCAUGGAGGACAUGCUAUUAAAAUUGUUGGAUGGGGUGAAUAAAAUGGUUAUUAAUAUUGGAUUAUAGAAAAUACUUGGGGUACUUCUUGGGGAUCCUAAGGAUUAGCUAAACUUGCUAUUGAUGGAUUUAUAGAUCUAUCAUUACAAGCUUUAUCUAUUAUAUAUUGA
Molecule: messenger RNA, 1150 nt
Organism: Paramecium sonneborni
Lineage: Eukaryota; Ciliophora; Oligohymenophorea; Peniculida; Parameciidae
Source: the annotation of a GenBank genome assembly